AUGUCGAUAUUAGAUACCUUGAGGACACACUUUGUGGGUUCUGGUCUGCAACUGAGGGCCGACAACGUUCCGGCAGCGUUGAGCCUUGUUCUACAACUGGUGUUACUUGUUCAAUAUGUCGCUGCUUAUAACGUAUGGAGCUUCAAGACGUGGAUAGUGGAGCAGUCGGUAGAUUCGAGGCCCAGCAAGUGGGCUAUCGGCACGGUGAGCAAAACACUCAUAUGGAUUCCUUUAGUGGGGGAGCGUUUGACAGAGAACCUAGAACAUGUUGUCUGCAGUAUAAAGCUGCGCGUGCUACCGCCGAUGAAGCGCGUCGAGGAGCGCCUUGAACUGUGCUAUCAGGUUGCUCUCGCCGAUCUGACUUUUCGGCAUGGCAAUGUCAGACUGCUUGUCACAGGAGAUACAGAGGGCUUCCCCACCGCUGUAACAAAUAAACGGUCGUCGUUAGUCAUUGCAAACCACCGCUCGGUCAUGGACUACUCUCUGAUAAACUACCUCGCCCAAGGAGAAGAGCGUGUGGCUGCUCGCCAGAAUUUCUGGCGGUUAUUCGAGUCAAAAGAGACGGAUACCAUGUUGGGUCUCAAGUUUGUUACUUGGGGACGAGUGUGCAAUAUGCCAUCGUUGAGGCUCCUCAGUAGCAUCCUGGCCGGAGACGAGAAUUGCGCAGUUGAUGCUGCGCGGUUGCAAGAAUUCCUUGAAGACAGAGGCAAUCAAAUCCUUGCCGUCUUUCCCGAGGUGAACGUACUGACGCCCGAGCUGCGGCUAGUGCAGAGGAAACUCGCGAAGGACAACUACUUGCCGAUGCUAAACAAUGUACUGUACCCCAGGUUCAAGAAUUUCAAGGCCGCCAUUCGAUGCUUGUCCCACGUCCGGGGCGUUGGAAUAGCACGAAGAGGCCGCCGGUUGAGAAACGCCGUGACGAAGGCAGACAGCAUGGUGUGCAAGAUAAGACAUCCCGGGUCUCGGAUAAGCGAUACGCAGAUCGCACAGGUGAGCAUGUUUCUGGGCCGGGUCGAGGAUGAUGAGGCUUUGGCCAAAAACAAGAAGAAGUUGAAGCCCACGCAGAGGGCGCUUCUAAGCGUGGACCCCUUUGUGUGGGAUCUUACGAUUGUCUACUAUCGAGCCAAGAUAUCCAAGGGCAAGGAUCACGCGCAUCUCCAUGAGCAGGAGCAGAAGCGGUUGGAGGAUGGCGCCCACUACCAGCUGGAACAAGUGACGCCAUCCUUUCUGCAGAUGGCGAGCUCUAGCUUCCAAGACUCGCCGCUUUUGAUCCGGAUUCACACUUGCAAGCACCCGAUGUCCAAGCUGCUGGCACUGAGCGACCGGAAGCUAGAGAAAUGGCUAGAGAGAAGAUGGAUGCAGAAAGAUGAGAUGAUCGACAGUAUACAGAAAAACGUAAAGAUUAGUUAA
This is a messenger RNA of Lachancea thermotolerans CBS 6340, 1410 nucleotides long. RefSeq names its product Mum3p (gene MUM3). Gene Ontology annotation, molecular function: acyltransferase activity. The transcript has a single exon. The record is from RefSeq and is a predicted model, not a curated record. Gene Ontology annotation, cellular component: endomembrane system. NCBI's taxonomy places the organism in Eukaryota, Fungi, Ascomycota, Saccharomycetes, Saccharomycetales, Saccharomycetaceae. Bases 1 to 1410 code for a protein of 469 amino acids.